This is a messenger RNA of Dalotia coriaria, 1851 nucleotides long. Its product is annotated as armadillo repeat-containing protein 6 homolog. Gene Ontology annotation, biological process: hematopoietic progenitor cell differentiation. The record is from RefSeq and is a predicted model, not a curated record. The coding region runs from base 286 to 1680 and encodes 464 amino acids. The transcript has 7 exons. Gene Ontology annotation, molecular function: protein binding. NCBI's taxonomy places the organism in Eukaryota, Metazoa, Arthropoda, Insecta, Coleoptera, Staphylinidae.
AAGUAUUUUCAUGACUGUGUUUAGCAUGAAUCAUCGUUAGUCUGCUGUUGCAUCGCAGCUGAUCACGUUUCGUCGCAUUCAUUCUGCGCGUAAACAAUCCUGAAUACACUUUAAAUAAUUAUUUAAACAAACUACGUAAAUACUCAGUCUAUAAUUUCUAUUAAAAAAACCAAGUGGUCUAUGUGAUAGAGGAGAAACAAAGACGUCAUUAGAAAGUUCUAUUGUUGCAUUCCAAUCAGAGCAACACAAAUUACUCAGCACACCAAAUAAGAGUCAGCAAUCAAAAUGGUGCUGCAAAUAACUCAGGAUGCAUUCGAUAAUACUGUAAAAGAAAACAUGCAAGAAUUUGAUUUGUCGCUGACUGAUGCAAUAAAAGACACCAUCAAGGAAUAUGAGGCACAGGGUGUGGAUUUAAGUCAUAUUAUUGUGGACUUGAUGGCUGUGAACAUUGACUGUGAGAAGCUGCAUGAAGCUGUUAAUGCCUUGAAGUCUUAUACUGCAGGUAGCAGUGUAGACAUCCAGGCAAUUAAACCUGUGCUCACCUGCAUUCAGACUGAGUGCAAAAGAGGGCUUACUUAUCAAGUGUUGGCAGGUAAGGAUGGCACAUACAAGAUCAUCUUAGAUGUAUUGGAGAAGACUGGUGUUCCUGAUGAAAGUAUACUAGAGUGCUUGAAGACAUUGAUUGCACUCAUGACAAAACAACCAGAUCUCUUGGAUGAGCAAGGUUUGAAGUAUAUUAUUAAGACUUUGGAUGAAACAAAAAAUCAGGAGAUUAUUACAAGUCUUCUGAAGUGGGUGAAAGAGUGUUGUGUAUUGCAUGAAUACAAUAGACAACAUAUUUUUGAUGCUGGUAUUUUGGAACAUCUAAAACCUCUCUUAAACGACGCAGGAUCUGAUCUUUUAUGCGCUGUUUUGGGCGUUUUGAGAGCUUUGGUGCUGGAUGACGAUAUUCGCGUAGAAUUUGGGAGGUCUCACGAGCAUGCGAGAGCAAUUGCUAGUGACACAUUGGCCUCAAUCACGAAUCUUCUCGAAAAGUUUAAGAAUGAUGCAGCUGUCAUGAACGAACUUCUGUUGACUCUUUCCGCGUUGUUGGUGCGCACUGAAUUUUGCAAAAAGGUGGAUGACGCCGGCGCAUUGACAAUCAUCCAGAAAGCUUUGCAAGAAUUUAGUAAUAACGAUAAAUUAGUGAGACAAUGUUUCAAAGUACUGAAAGCUCUCGCUGGAAACGACGAGUGUAAAACAAAGAUUAUCAAAAUGGGCGCCGCACCCGUCCUUGUUUCGACAUUGAACCAGAACAAACAAUCUGCAGCUACCGCCUCUCUUGGGUUAGCAUGCAUUGCAUCUUUAACUCUACGCAGCACUGAAAACUCGGAAGCAUUAUACAUCGCCGGUGCACCUUUGGUUAUAAUCGAAACCAUGAAGAUACACCCUGAGAGUGAAUCUGUGCAGAAAAAUGCGAGCUGGGCUAUUCGGAACAUGGUCUCGCGCAGCCGGCAACAGAACAAGGAAUUUCUCAGGUUGGAUGCUGAGGCAUUACUAAAAACGGCUUUACUUAAGUAUAAAAACUGUGAGUAUGAUAUUAAGGCUGCCCUUAGGGACCUCGAGUGUGACGUUGAGCUGAAGGAGGAAUGGACUGGUAAGGGCGGUAAAUUGCAAACUGACGCGACUAAAGCAAAAUAAAAAAAAAUGGUUUGUUCCUCGACAUACUCCUGAGCAAUUUCCUAUACAACCACCCCGCACCCAUGCCCAAGUCUAUUACGAACCUGGUUAAUUUAGCUUUAAUUAAUGCAAGUUGCAAGCUGAAAUUUUCACUUUUAUAUUGAUAAAAAUAAAGUAAACUAUGUAGUUGUA